Messenger RNA from Drosophila elegans, 1046 nucleotides. RefSeq lists its product as uncharacterized. The record is from RefSeq and is a predicted model, not a curated record. Gene Ontology annotation, cellular component: chitin-based extracellular matrix. Bases 98 to 880 code for a protein of 260 amino acids. Lineage: Eukaryota; Metazoa; Arthropoda; Insecta; Diptera; Drosophilidae. Gene Ontology annotation, molecular function: structural constituent of chitin-based larval cuticle. The transcript is spliced from 2 exons.
UUUCGAUAUUCAGUUAUUAGUAGCCCGCCAACUGCAGAACAGCGAAAACGUAGUGAUACCUGGAUAUAUAUAACUCAAAAUUCGAUCGGAAUCCAUAAUGAAGUGCUUCAUCUUGGCUGCCCUGUUGCUGGCCACCCUUGCCAGCGGCGAGAACAUCUUCAAGAUCAACAUAACCCCCGAGGAGGCUCAGCAGUUUUUGAAUAGCGCCCAAUUGCGCGGCGUUGGCGACAUCGAGUAUGCACCCAAGACCGGAGAGAAUCCGCUGCCCGAGGCCCGCAACGAGCAGGGACAAUUCGUGUACAUGGGUCGGGUGAUCGAGCAUCCCGAGGAUUAUGUGGAGGAGCACUACGAUGCCCAUCAGUACCAUGGCCAGGACGGCCUGGGUCAGUUUGCCUAUGGCUACAAGGACUGGAAUCAGGGCAAGAACGAGAGGCGCGAUGAGACGGGCAAGGUGACUGGAUCGUACAAGUACGUUCAGCCGCAUGGCCGUGACUUUGUGGCCAACUACUAUGCGGAUAAGACCGGUUUCCAUGUGGAGGACAACCGGCCAGCGCACCUGAAACUGCCGGCGACCAAAACUCCGGCUGUUUUGAAGGCCGAGGAGGAGCAUUUCAAGCUGUGGGGUGAACUGGCCGCCGCCGCUGGUCACAAUCCCGAUCCCUAUGCCGCCGAGUACCAGCAGGAGGGUCGCUAUCAGCCCGCCGAGCCAGAGUACCAGCCCUACGUCCACGAGGAGCAGCCAUAUGUUCCCGGACCCGAGGAGACCGGUGAGCCCAAGGGCUUCUUCUACGCCUUCGACUACAAUGUCCCAUUGUUACGCAACAAGGAGGAGCGCGCCGAGCUGGAACGCCUGCGGGCCGUCAACAACAAGGAUGAGUAGAAUGAUCCAGAUCCUUGCGGAUUUUUAGGAGAUCCAUCGCAUCCAUGGAUCGCCUUGUAUAGUAGGUCGUUCUGUAGAAAGUAGCUAAAAAAAAAACAUUCCACAUAUGUAUAUUUAUUGAAUACUUCGCAAAAUAAAUCGCAGCUUCGAAUACACUUUUGUCAAA